Ficedula albicollis (Collared flycatcher) is the source of this 625-nucleotide messenger RNA. RefSeq names its product polymerase (RNA) II subunit L (gene POLR2L). The transcript has 2 exons. Gene Ontology annotation, biological process: transcription by RNA polymerase I; transcription by RNA polymerase II; tRNA transcription by RNA polymerase III. The coding region runs from base 68 to 271 and encodes 67 amino acids. The record is from RefSeq and is a predicted model, not a curated record. Lineage: Eukaryota; Metazoa; Chordata; Aves; Passeriformes; Muscicapidae. Gene Ontology annotation, cellular component: RNA polymerase I complex; RNA polymerase II, core complex; RNA polymerase III complex. Gene Ontology annotation, molecular function: DNA binding; DNA-directed RNA polymerase activity; zinc ion binding.
UGUCCGCUCGCCUCGCGGGGCUCUGACGCGGUGUCGGUGUCGGUGUCGUUGCAGGCACAGCGCAGAAAUGAUCAUCCCGGUCAGGUGCUUCACGUGCGGCAAGAUAGUGGGCAACAAGUGGGAAGCCUACCUUGGCCUGCUGCAGGCGGAGUACACGGAAGGAGAUGCCCUGGAUGCCCUUGGCUUGAAGAGAUACUGCUGCCGCAGAAUGCUCCUCGCCCAUGUGGAUCUGAUUGAGAAGCUUUUGAAUUACGCACCCCUGGAGAAAUGAGAUGGAAGAAGCACUGUGCUGCAAGCCAUGUGGAACGUAUCUCUAAUUUAAACUUGAAACUGGACUUCAGGCAGUAAAGGAUGAAAGCCAACUGUAGUGCAACCAUCAAGAGAUGUUUAUCUUCUGGAUAAAAUACUGCCCCAAGCCACUAACCUCUUUCAAGGAAAUAAAGGAAUGAUGAAGUCCACUUAACCAAGAUUUAGAGAUUAAAAGUUUGGACGCUUCUUCUUAAAUUUGUGUUAGGAGUUGUGAACUACUUUUAGAUGCUUCUGCCAGUAAAACCAAAUGUUUGUUCAUGUAGAAAAGCUAUUAUAUUUCAUUAAAAUGUUGAAAUAAAGGAGGUUUUUCCUUUGC